AGAGGGAGAAGUGUUUCAGGAGUGUAGGAGUGGCGGAGGGGGCAAGAGAGGCAGAGGAGGAAAAGUCCCCCUUGGAGGAGAGCUGGCCGGACUGAGCCGGCUGGAAAGAGGGGGCGGAGAGCGCGCAGCCGGCGGAGCGGCUGCCGCAAUUGCGGCCACUGCGGUGUCGCCGAGGGAGGCGGGCAGGGACGCCCAGGGGCGGCCGCCGCCGUCAGGCCACCGGGGCGCGAUCCGACUGCUGCCGGAGGCUCGCUAACUUUCCGGGGCGGAAGAGGAGGAGGAAGGGGCUUUGAGCGAGUUGGGGGGAUGCCGAGAAGCAGUCAGUUCCCUGCACCCAACACCUCACAGCCCUUCCUGCGUCCGCCCCGCAGGGCGGCGAGCUAGGCGGCAGCGCGGUGGAGCGGCCCAUGUCCGGCGCCGGCGAAGCCCUGGCUCCCGGGCCCGCGGGGCCGCAGCGCGCGGCCGAGGCGGGCGGCGGCCGGCGGGGCAGCCCGGGCCAGGAAAAAUCUGACAAAGAAAAUACUGAAAGAGAUAUAACUCAAGCUACCAAUAGCCGCCUCACACAUGGAGAAAUGCAAGACCAGUCCAUUUGGGGAAAUUGUUCAGAUGACGAACUCAUCAGAACCCAACCUCAGCGCUUGCCUCAGCUUCAAACUUCAGCACAGGAACUGGGUGAGGAGGAAAUAGGCAAGAUAAAGAACGGCCACACAAGUCUGAGCAAUGGAAAUGGAAUUCACCACGGGGCCAAACACGGGUCUGCAGAUAAUCGAAGACUUUCAGCGCCUGUUUCUCAAAAAAUGCAUAGAAAAAUUCAGUCCAGCUUGUCUGUAAACAGCGAUAUCAGUAAAAAGAGUAAAGUAAAUGCUGUCUUUUCCCAAAAGACAGGCUCUUCACCUGAAGACUGCUGUGUCCACUGCAUCCUGGCCUGCUUGUUCUGUGAAUUCCUGACCCUCUGCAAUAUUGUCCUGGGACAAGCUUCCUGUGGCAUCUGCACCUCAGAAGCCUGCUGCUGUUGCUGCGGAGAUGAAAUGGGGGAUGACUGUAACUGCCCUUGUGACAUGGACUGUGGCAUCAUGGAUGCCUGUUGUGAAUCAUCAGACUGUUUGGAAAUCUGUAUGGAAUGCUGUGGAAUUUGUUUUCCUUCAUAAAUAUUUAUCUUUUGUGUUAAAACUGGAGAGUGUUUAAAACUUUUUCUUUUAAGGGGGAAGAAAAGCACAUGGUAAGAUUCUCCUGAAGUAACCUAGUAUUUGCACUGUCAACUCAUUCUUUUAAGUAAUCCCUGAAAGCUUUUUUUCCUCUAACCAAAUCUACAUGGUUUAAUAUGUGAAAUUUUAACUACUUUUAAACUUCUUAAUAGGUUACAAUGACUGAGGGACAUUUUGACCAAAAAAAACAAUGCUAAAUGUCUCCUCCCUUUCAUAUGUAUUUCUGUUUCUUUUAACCAUUCUCAAGAGCCCCUUGCUCAAAAUAUAUUAUUUCUCAGUGGGUAUUUAAACCAGACAAUUUAUGUUUGAUGUUUAUCUAUUAAUGGUUCAAAGUAAGCAUUCUUCACUCUGAAGUAAACUUUGAGAAACAAACUCACACAGCAGUUGGGCACCAGUGUUGGUCUCCAUGCUCCCUUCUCCACUGUGUCCACUUGUUCAAGAACGAGAAACUCAAAAGGCUAUAGGAAUGCACAGAAAAGAAUAGCUAAUGUCUACUGGAAUAUUCAGAAGGCUUCAAGGAGAAUGUGUAUUUGAAGAGUCCUCUUAGGAUGAGUGAUUCAUUGCUGCUUGAGUGAAUUAGAUUAAGGACCAAGUUUUAGGUGGACCGCCUGAACUGUGUGUGCCCUUAAGCAAUUAAAAGAAAAACGCCUUAAGUAUGUAUUUUCUUUAGUUGCAGGAAUACAGCUUUUUUUAACUAUAAAAGUAUGCAUUUUCUUACACAUAAUUUAAAUGCUAAUAAAGUCUUUGAUAAAAACAUAAUGCCUCAUUAAAAUAGCUAUAUUUUGUAAAGAAUGUGGAAUACUUUUGACAAAUUGCAUUUAAAUUAGAAGAUUUUUAUGUUAAAAUCCCAGUAUUCUGAUUUUGAUUUAUUCAUAUGCUUUCUCUGGUUUUUUGAGAGCUUUAAGUCUUUUUCGGGGGGCGGGGGGGGGGGAGAAGAUGUUGUUUGUUUUGGUUUGUUUCUUAACCAAUGUUAUAUUUUAUAAGCACAGUUAAUCUUAGAUGCAAAUUAUUCUCUCCAAAGUAGUGGGCAUCUUGACAUCCACUGCUGUGACCAAAUUUUACUAUUGCAAUUUUACGUUAAAUUAAGUCAAUAUGGGAGGUUAUAAAGAUCCUUAAGUGUAAAGAAACAAGUCAAUUAGAAGACUGUGUACAUAGUUGUUGACACCUCGACACUGUGUGGCACAGAUGAAAGGAGGAAUAAAUUUUCUAUGUCCUCUCCUACUAAGUUUGAUCUCCCCAGAAUUGUACUUUGGUCUGAUUUAAUGUAACUCCUUGUAGAAAUUUUGAAAGUAUACUUUUGGAUUAAAAGUUAUUUUCAGUUCUUCGGUUGAAUAUCAAAUUGAUAGUAAAAACAAAUGCAUAUUUUUAGAAAGCUUUUAGCAAACCCAGCCUUUCAAGAGGUUUUAAACUUAAAGCAUGGGAAUGUCACCUAUGAUUUUUCCUUUAAGAUGAAACCUGGUUUCUACUUAUGUCAUUAGUUAAAGGGCUUUAAAAAGAAGUUAGCAAAUUCUUGACUCCCCGUUUAGUGCUAUUUAUAUACACACACACACACACACACACACACCUUUAAAUUGUCGGGGUUAAAUAGAAUUCUAGUAAACAACUGUCUUUCUCUUCCUUGUCUAAAGAGUGUCUUUCAUUUGUUACAUCAAAUAUAAGAACAUCUUUGUAGUAUUUCAUAGUAACCAGAAUCUGAAUAUUUACAUAUACCCUAAGUUAACUUAUGCGUAUAUAUUAGGAUGUAAGAGUGUCAUCUGUGUAUUGACAUAUAAAGCCUUCUAAUGACCUGGAAUCAUUAAAAUAUGUCAUGUUUUAUCCUGAAAAAUUUUUCAACCAAAUGGCUGGUCUAAUAUUUAAAUAUAUUCCGCUACUAUUUGCGAUGAAAAUAUUAGCACAUUCAAAAUAAUGUUGCUCUGUAACAGAGAACAUUAUUCGAUAGCAGAACUUUGUUUUCAUAUUUAUAGUCAUAGUACUUUUUCUGUAUUGUCUACGCCACAGUCAUUCCAUAAAGUACCUUGUAUGAUUUAAAAAGUAAACGAAAAAAACAAAAGUAGGUAAAUGUGAAAAUAGUUUAGUGUAUUUUAGGAUUUCUAUAGGUAAAAUGUUUUGUUCAAUUAUAUGGCCAUCACGACUGCUAUAGUUUACAGUUAGAGAUUUGGUCUCUUUUUAAAUGUGGAAACUUAAUCUUAAAUAUUUUUAAACUGGACCUGUAUUAUCCUGAAUACAUUAUUUUGAAAUAAAAAAAUGACUUCUCUGUU
This is a messenger RNA of Equus quagga, 3463 nucleotides long. RefSeq names its product MyoD family inhibitor domain containing (gene MDFIC). Lineage: Eukaryota; Metazoa; Chordata; Mammalia; Perissodactyla; Equidae. The record is from RefSeq and is a predicted model, not a curated record. Bases 408 to 1148 code for a protein of 246 amino acids. The transcript is spliced from 5 exons.